Molecule: messenger RNA, 495 nt
Organism: Petromyzon marinus (sea lamprey)
Lineage: Eukaryota; Metazoa; Chordata; Hyperoartia; Petromyzontiformes; Petromyzontidae
Source: RefSeq, a predicted model, not a curated record
AUGCAUCCGAACGUUCAUCAUCAUCAUCUUCUCCUUCUGAAGCACCACCCUCAUCACUCACAACUCCACCACCACCACCACCACGAAGGGACCCAUCCACAACCACCUCAGCCAUCUCGAUCUUCUCCCCCCGAACACCACCACCACCACCAACAACAACCACAACCACAGCCUCACCACCAGCACCACCAGGGUAGGCGGAGGCCCCUCAAGAAGGCGCUGGACAAGUCGACGGACGACUACCGCGCCCGUCGCGAGCGCAACAACGUGGCGGUGCGGAAGAGCCGGGACAAGGCGAAGCUGCGCUCGGCCGAGACGGCGGCCCGGGUGGUGGAGCUCGCGGCCGACAACGAGCGCCUGCGGGCACGCACCCAGCGCCUCGCCCUGGAGCUCGGCGCCCUGCGGGCCCUCCUGGGCAGGCUGCCCCACGUGACGCUGCCCGGGGCCUCGUCGGGUGGUGGCGGCGGCGAGGAAACAAGAACAUGCUCGGUGUAG